Epithele typhae is the source of this 3759-nucleotide messenger RNA. RefSeq lists its product as uncharacterized. The coding region runs from base 1 to 3759 and encodes 1252 amino acids. The record is from RefSeq and is a predicted model, not a curated record. Lineage: Eukaryota; Fungi; Basidiomycota; Agaricomycetes; Polyporales; Epitheliaceae. The transcript has 14 exons.
AUGCAUCAGCCUCAUAUCCGGCGAACCAACGCCGACUGCGAGAUACAUCAGUACUUGGAGGACCGCGUUUGGGAUCCUGCAUAUGGGGGACACGAGGCACCCGGUCGUGCUCAAAGAUCUUCGUUCAUCAGCUCUGUAUUCAAGUCUACAUCCCCUUUGGACUAUAAGGGUGCCGCUGAGCAAAUAUGCAAUAUCCUUGACAACGUUUCUACGAGCAAAUGGGAUGAAACUUCCGUACAGAUUAUCGACGUCCUCGCAGCUCAAAGCGAUUUGUGUUUCCCUCAGCCAUUUUCAGUCGAAGAGACUCUAGUCUGCGGGGAAAAGUAUACCACUGAUCGGAUUUACAUGGACGAGAAGACCUUUCUGGUGAAUGUGUUGCUUCCUGGAGAAGAUCAGUUCGACACGCUGGAGAUCGGAUAUGAUACCGUCGUCACGAUUGAUAUUGGCAAAGUAGCAAGUGAUGCUACCCGUGUAUCGGUUGUUCUCAAUGCGCCGCCACGGUUAGGAAAAGAUCAUCUGAAAAUGACGCCUGCUACAGAGCAUAAGGUGCUGUUCACCUUUCCAGCCCAGGAAGAGUCACGUUUCCGACAAACCAUACGCUGCAGAACGCUGGAAAGUCUUGUACACAUCCGGUCCCCUCGCCCUCAAAAACAGUCCCUAGCGACGCACGCUGCUUAUCUUGAGGUCAAUGGCGAAGGGAAGCUUGUGCAAAGGCUCAGCCAAACAGAAAGAAUCGAGGACGUGCAGAAGUUUUACGCAACCGACGUUCUCAGCGACGAUAUUCAAUCGGCAAACGGCUUUGAACACACCACUGAAAUACCCAAGCCCUUCGACCAGUCAUCCUCGCCCAUCGAAGACUUCGGCGAUGAUGAAGUCUCUCGCUCUAUGGUUCAAGAUCCGCACGAUAAGGACGAUAUCGACAUCGACGAGCCUCAACGCAACAACACUAUGGACUCGGAUUUGACUGAUCUCUCUGAGCUGUCUAGUUCUCCUUCAGCAAGACCUCGGCCUUCACAACAUCGAACCGCUUCACUGGUGCGCAUACGCGGAAGAUUGCCUAUGGUUCCAAGCUUCACGACAAAUGCUUCUGCUCGCCUAGCUCGCGGUGGCCUGGGAGCUGUAAUCUUGGACUCUGACGACGAUUCUCCACCAAAGCGAACCGGACGCACAGCGAAAAUAGCCCUAUCCACUCGAUCUACUUUCGAUGAACCUGAACCUGAAGGACCUGAACGCAACCCUCCCUCCAUCGUUCCGGUUUCUCUAGUCUUGCAACCAUUCCUCAACGAACUCGUCACUGCCAGUCCUCCAAACCGACAAAAACCCACCAUCAAGAAUGCACCGCUUCCUUCUUCUCGCAGGGAGAUCCCUGCUCCAGAUUUCAACGCCGCGGUCUCGUCUCCACCCGCUGCGCCUAAUUCAACUCUCAAAAGAUCUCUCUCUACACGCUCUGCCCUCCCGGACAUCGAAUGUCACGCUAUUUCUGAUCCGUUGUAUAACCCCUCCGCCCCCAUUGCUCUCGUCAGGCCUUCCAUCUCCAUAGCUGCUCUGCGGGCGAACCAAGUAUUUGACGACUUAGCUCCUCCGUCCAGCUCUCCCAGUCCGGCGGUGCGAAGACCCGUCAAACAGGGACUUCGCAAGACUGGAGAAGCGUUAACUGUCAUCCCAAAGCCCCUGAAGAGAGCAAGGUCAUCCGAAACACAAGUUCCAGACGAUAUGAUGCCACCACCUCAGCGAACAAAGCGAGCUCGAAGCUCCUCUAUAAACGACUUACAAGCUCCCGCUGUGCUCGACGACGACAACACUAUACUGCUGCUUGCUGCUUCGGACGCUGACAAACUGCUGAAACCCACUGUGCGCGCCGGGAAGAGAUACCGUGCGAAGGGCAAAACGUCUUCCCCACACCCUGAUGGCUCUGAGCUGGGACCGAAGUCUGAUCUCUGGAUCGACUAUGACGAGCUUCCUGUCGCUUCUGUUGCUGCUCCAACCAAAGCUCCGACACAAGGCUCCCCUACUGCGUUAACGAAGAAGUACACAACUCGAGCCGGUGCGAAGAAAACCGUGAAGAAAGAAGGCCAGAUGACGAAGGCGAUGAAGGAAACGAAAACAACAGAUGAGCACAAAGACGCGACACGGGACGACGAUCCGCAAGGUACAAAACCUGCGAUCACCGAUGCGACGCAGAAAUCGAGAUCGAAGGUGGAAGCCGAAGCCGACAAGUGUGGAAUUGUAGACGCGCCGGUGGAUACGAACGCGGCGCCCAAGGCUCCCAAGAAAAGACCUCCAGUGCCAGCAAGAGGCUUCCGCGUUCCGCCUCGACCGCGCAAGACGCACAAAGGUCCACCCGACGAGCCCGCGGCGGAUCCGGACCCCAAGAAGAGCGAUAAGGAGACUAACUCGCCACCCGAUGCAGAUACAAAGAAACCGGCUGGAUCGACGGCUAAACCAAGCGAAGUGGACGUCUCCGGUCCAACGCUGUGGGAAUCCGAUGACAGGGAACAUGGUCACUUCAGGCUGGAGCUAAGCUCCGAUCUGCUUGCGGAAAACACAGACAUAACUUUCGUGAACGAAGACAGCGCUCAGGCUGACCCCGAUGAGUUCAAUGAACCUCAACCGUCUAUCGAAGAAGUUGGAGAUUCUUCCGACGCCCCGCCGGUUGCCAAGAAUGACGCUUGCCUUCCUCCUCCGUCAAAGUCUGGAAGUAAAACUCCAUGGGACGCAGCAGCUGACCUCGGUCUCUCCUCACUGUCCGAUCAGCACGGCGGGGAACCGCCAACUCUCACACAGCUAGAGACCGUUCCAAACGUCAAAGUCCCGCGGACUUCGCCUCCUGCUGGCGACACCGCCCUUUUCAGCGAGCAGCUAGACCGCUCCAAUGAUCCCCACACGACUUCGGACUUUCGCAUACUAACUCCUCCGACUCGCCAAGCUCCGCCCCCUCUACCAAAGCCCAAGAAGGCCAUCAUCAUCGAUCUUACUCUAGACCCGUCAAGUCCAGAGUCCAUGAACCAUAAAUAUACUAUCCCUUCAAAGGAGAGGCUUUCUCCACUGCCACCCCCGCCUCCGCCGAAGGCCUCUCAGUCUCCGGUAGAACCCACCGUCAACGAAGUCCGCGCUGCUGACGGGAAUCUGCAAGUAAACGUAGCCAUCCCCCAUAAGGAGCGGCCACCUCCCCGCGACACGCGCGGACCUCAGCGCCUGGUCAGAUUCGCCUCAAAAGUGGACGAGAGACGUCCGGCGUCCCCACUGCGCAUCGAGCCUAUGCCAGGGAAACGGAUCUCGCAUGCAUCGUCAAGCUCAACACCGUCAAAGAUCCCCACGAGCAUUCGCCGCAAGGCGACAGGCUUCACCCGCACAGAUGACGAAGACUUCGAGGAGCCCGUCGCAGCCGAGACGCGUAGGAAAGACCCCAUGGAGGAAAUCAUCGCCGUCCUCAAGAAGAUCAACGAGGCCGUCAUCGAGACCCUCGGUGGCAAGUUCGAAAGCGUGCGCGACGACGCCCAGGCCGGACGCAUGGAGCUCCUCCAGGACGCCGCGGCCGACCUGGACGAGCUCCGGGAGGAGAGCAUCGAGCACUUCAACCGGCUCGUCGACCUCGAGGUGGAGUACGCGACGUACGGGCGGAGCAUCAUCCACGGGACGGAAGACCUCGCCCACCUCAGCCACGGGAUAUGCGGGGAGCUGCAGGCGGCGAUUGAGAAGCACGACAGGGGGAUGCUCUCCGGGAAGAUGCCGCCGACGCUGGUGGACCUCGAUUUGUGA